Messenger RNA from Cuscuta campestris, 1993 nucleotides. NCBI's taxonomy places the organism in Eukaryota, Viridiplantae, Streptophyta, Magnoliopsida, Solanales, Convolvulaceae. The record is from the annotation of a GenBank genome assembly.
AUUCUUUCCUUUCCUACUUGUACUUUGAUUACUCUUGUAUUCCCUAUAUAUAUGGUCAUAUCUCUCAAUAUUCAAUAAGACAAGUUAUUAUCAAAUUGUAUCAAAAUGAAAAUUCUACACUUUUCAUGGCUUAUAUGUGCUAAAUUGGAAAAAAACCUGCAUAUUUGAAAUAUGAUUUUUUGUUCUUCAAUGCUUUAAAACUUGGUCUUAGCCUUCUUUUUGCAGAUUUUUAGGUCCAAGAAAAGCAUGAUAAAGAUUGGGAGUUAUGAAUUGAGGCCGCAUAUACUUUUUUAUUUGCAUUCCCCUUUCCCCUUCUCUCCUCGCUAAGUCUGUGCUUACUCUUAAUAUUGUCAUAUCAUAUGGAUGCAUCGAGGACUAUGUUAGUUCUCUGGGUUAGUUACUAAGGGGGAGAGCUUUUGUUUAUUUUGUUUAUUCUUUGUUGGCCUUAUCCUUGUGACAAAAACAAAUAAAUAGGGAUGUUUGUUUUCGGAUGAAAUGCUGUUGGGUGUAGAGUCCUGCCAUGUCAUGCAUGUGUUUCCCUAUACGAGUUGGAGAAGAUUCCUAUGAAGCAGAAAUUCCUACGAAGCUGAAAUAGAGAUGAAGCCGAAAUAGAGACCCAUGCAGUCUAGGAAUGUCAGUUGCUGAAGAGUCCAAGUGCAGAUACAACUAGGGUUCUCAUAUGUUCCUAUAUAUAGAUACGAUCUCACGUUGGUGAGACCAGGCGAGUAUAGAGAGAAAUACUUCCAGCGAGUUAUUGAGAGAGCCAAAAACCCUAGCUGCAAAAGGAGAUCAGGAGAGAAUCAUGUUCAGUUCUUUCUGAUAUAUGGUGUUGUUGUGAGCACAAGAAGUUGGUGGCCUGGUUGCAGAUCAUAUUGCAGAUCCGUGUUUGGUUUUGAAGAAAACCACAUCCAGCUGGUGAACUAAGUAGGGCUGGAGAAAGGGCUAUUAGCACGUCCAAUAACAGAAGUUAUCAAGGUUGGUGUAAUAUGCCAUUGGGAGAAACACUAACAGAGUUAUGUGUUUAAGUCAUCUGUAGUAGAUUAUUUCAAUCCACUAACUGGUCAAAACUUUACCCCCACUAAAUAUCCACAAUCAUGUCUUCGAGCAACUACAACGCUGUGUCAAGUCAGGCUGCGAGUGAAAGCACUCCUGCCAUCCCAUUGAUGAUGUCGAGCAUGGGGACGACCUUUGCUCCGAUCACCACUGUAGGAUCGAUUGGCAUGAUCCCAAUCAUGUCAACCCCUACUCCUACGCCGACGACAACAAUGUUCCCAGGCUCGAUAACAACCCCUGGUGGAGCAUUCACACCAUACCCGUCAGCUUGGGCUCAAUUUGCUGCUGACCCGGCAAAUGCUCAGGCUCUACAGGGCUAUCAACAGGUGAUGGCCAUGAUGCAACAGGCAGGUGGCUUCAUGCCAUUUGCCUAUCCCGACAUGACGCCACCAAUCAUGCCACCUCCGGUGUCGACCCCGUCGACAUUUGUCCCUAGGAUGGUCCCUAUACAUCCGGUGAAUUUGACGGGGACUUUGAAUGAAGCAACACCCUCAAAUGUCCAUGAAAUCAAUGAGGCGGAGCAGGAGGCGGCCCAGAAGGCGGGGACACUGCCUCCCAGUGGAAGAACUGGGCCAGGAGUUUGCACGUGGCGGUGGUUUCCCUGGAGUCACAUGGGAAGCAGGCAAGGAGGGAACCUAUCACUUUCACUGAUAGGGAUCUGCCCAGGAUGGGGGGAGAUCAUAAUGACCCUCUGGUCAUUACAAUGGAUAUCAAUGGGGCUGAUGUGGCCAGGGUCCUGGUUGACAUAGGAAGCAGUGUCAAUGUUUUAUACUUAGAUGCUUUCAAGAAAUUGAAGCUUGACAGAUCCAUGUUGAGGCCAUUGCAAACUCCAUUUUCAGGCUUCACUGGAGCUAGCAUAGAAGCGGAAGGUCAGAUAACCUUACCGGUUACCUUGGGGUCAGGUAACAGGACAGUGACCAAACAAAUGAGAUUUGUUGUG